AUGAGUCAUGAUCUGCAGUUAUACGACGCGCGCGUCGAUAGACGUGUCGAGGUUCGAACAUUCGACAUACUAGAAGACUUGGGUCAAAUCGAGUACGUGUUCUGCGACAAGACGGGCACACUGACAGAGAAUAAGAUGGAAUUCAAGCGCGCCAGCAUCAACGGGAUUGAAUACACAGCUGAUACCGCCCAUAACUACGUGAACCAUGGAAAUUCACACACCUCAGAGGAAACUUUGGUGCCUCAAGCUGAUCAAACCUUUGCCUCGCUUAGACCUAUUGUCGCCCAAAUGUCACUACUCUCGCGAGAUCCACUUGCGGCAAGCGAAGAGCUACAUCUGACGGGACAAGGGAUGCCAACGUCUGUGGCUGGCGAUGGACGGACAGAAUCCCGAAUUGUUCACACGUUUGAGGAGGACUUCAUACUAGCUAUGACUAUUUGCAACACAGUUGUGGUGUCUGCCACCAAGAACACUGCCACGUUGUUUCAAGCGCCGACUCGUAGAAAGGGUAUCCGCGACAUAUUCCGCAUCAGUCCGCGAAGGCGUUCACCCAAUCGAAAGCGUUUAAAAAGACCUUUGAUCGAUACAAUUUCGACAAAGCAUUCCUUGAGCUUGGGUUCUCUGUUCUCUCGACGACAGCGCCCUUUGAAACCGGAUUCGACGGUUGUUCCCCGCUUUGAAAUACAUGACGAGGACGAUGAGAGGGGUGAACAGCGCAUCGCAGCCGAAACAACGACUGAUGUUGACCCUGAAGCGCAGAGUAGUGGACUAGCAACCGGCGAUACUGUCGUCAAUGAUACUAGUUCGGGCGACUCACACUCAGUUGUCGUCCCCGAGCUCGCUGCCACCGAUGCUUCGCACCAUCAGACCGCCGAGGAGGUUGCUAUUCCCGUCCCUUCGACCCUCCCCCACACCCAGACACUGCCGCCACUCGUACCCGGACUGAUACUUGAUUUGCCAAUUUUGUGUGUCUCGACGUUAUCACAACUCCAUCAACACAUGCCCGAUGGCGACGGUUAUCCACAAUCUAUCACGGUCACGCCUGCUACAAGCGACACCCUUUUAAUGGAAUUGAUGCUACCGUUAACCAUAAAGCAAAAGGAUGCAUAUUAA
Molecule: messenger RNA, 1113 nt
Organism: Dicrocoelium dendriticum
Lineage: Eukaryota; Metazoa; Platyhelminthes; Trematoda; Plagiorchiida; Dicrocoeliidae
Source: the annotation of a GenBank genome assembly